Paraglomus brasilianum is the source of this 702-nucleotide messenger RNA. Lineage: Eukaryota; Fungi; Glomeromycota; Glomeromycetes; Paraglomerales; Paraglomeraceae. The record is from the annotation of a GenBank genome assembly.
AUGACUCCUGAUGAUAUGACACUUUGUUAUAAGAAAGUGGAUGACUAUGUUGGAAUUGGGGAGGAAGACGAGGACUUCCAGCAGUUUCUGAAGAUGUGUGUAUCAAAAUCAAACUUCAUGCUAAACUUUCAGCUAGAGACUGUACAAAAACCAUUUUCAGAGUGGAGGCUUGACAAAGUCUGUGAAAUCUUUGGACUGCCUUCUGCAUACCAAGCUUUGCCCAAGUUUGACUGUGGAACUAUUGGACCAUCUAUUCAAGGACCUGGAGUUUUGACAAAGAACGAUACUUGUCAACAUCAACGAGCCAUCUUGCAGAGACUGCAUGAUGUAAUAGUCGGCAUUGUCGAAGUGAAAAAUGAACUUUUCAAUCAGGGUAUGGCUCAGGCCCUCAUGCAGGUCGUUGCAUCGCUCGAAAUGAACCGAAGAAAGCACAAGCAUUCAGAAAUGGAGGACCAGUUUGUUGGUAAGGUAUAUGGAAUCGUCACAGAUAGCAAAAGCUGGUGGUUUGUCGAAUGUACUAUGGAUGAGGACAAAAAGAAAUUUAAGAUUCAUUCCGAUAAGCCUGCUUCGCUCGAGUGGAGCACUGACAGAUUGAGGGAAAGUAUUGGUAAGAUUUUGGGUCGAAUCAUUUGGCUAUUGAAAGAUACAGAAAAAUGGGUGAGUAUGAGUACGAUGGAUAAGAAGCACCGAAUUAGUGAAUAG